This is a messenger RNA of Neofelis nebulosa (Clouded leopard), 1165 nucleotides long. RefSeq names its product testisin-like. The transcript is spliced from 6 exons. Gene Ontology annotation, biological process: proteolysis. Gene Ontology annotation, molecular function: serine-type endopeptidase activity. Bases 16 to 1071 code for a protein of 351 amino acids. NCBI's taxonomy places the organism in Eukaryota, Metazoa, Chordata, Mammalia, Carnivora, Felidae. The record is from RefSeq and is a predicted model, not a curated record.
GCGGCAGAGGCGGCCAUGGGCGCGCGCGUCCGGGCGCUGCUGCUGGCGCAGCUGUUGGUGCGAGCGGGGCUCCGGGGACAGGGCGUUCAGGAUCUGGACCAGCUGUUUCCAGGUAAGGCGCCCGGGACGCGCGCCUCCCCGCGCAGGGCACCUGAGCCGGAGCGCAAGGGGCGCCUCAUCUUGUCCUCUCCCCGCCCGGGUUUCGAGAACUCGUCGUUGCUCACGUGGCCCUGCGGCCGCCGAACCGUUUCGACGACGCGCGUGGUGGGCGGCAAGGACUCGGAGCUGGGGCGCUGGCCGUGGCGGGGCAGUCUGCGCUUGUGGGGCGCCCACCACUGCGGCGCCAGCCUGCUCCACCGCCGCUGGGUGCUGUCGGCCGCGCACUGCUUUGAAAAGCACACGGAUCCCUUUGAGUGGUCCGUGCAGUUUGGCGAGCUGUCUGCCUCACCGUCCAUCUGGAAUCUGGAGGCCUACCACAACCGAUACCAGGUGGAGGAGAUCAUUUUGAACCCCAUGUAUCUGGGGGCUUCAUCCUCUGACAUCGCCCUGCUGAAGCUGUCCUCCUCUGUCACCUACAAUAAGUACAUCCACCCCGUCUGUGUUGCGGCCUCUUCCUCUGAGUUCCAGAACCAGACUGACUGCUGGGUGAUGGGCUGGGGGCACAUCGGAGAAGAUCAAGUGCUGCCAGCCCCCUACCUCCUCCAGGAAGUACAGGUCGGCAUCAUCGACACCACCAUGUGUAACUACCUGUACACACAGCCCCUGGUCCGCUACGACAUCUGGGGGGACACGGUGUGCGCCGGCGAUUCCCAAGGAGGCAAGGAUUCCUGCUUCGGUGACUCCGGUGGCCCCUUGGCCUGCGAAAAGAGAGGUGUGUGGAUUCAGGUUGGCAUCGUGAGCUGGGGAUCGGGCUGCGGUAGCCCCAACCGGCCCGGGGUCUACACCAACAUCAGUAGGCACUUCAACUGGAUCCGGAUGCUGGUGGCCCGCGGCAGCACUCACAGGCCGGAGCCCUCUCGGCUGCUCCUGCCCCUCGCUGUGCUCUGGGCCGGGCUCCCGCAGCCGGCCUGAGCCCAACGGAGUCCUGAGAGCUGGGGCCAUCUGCUGAGCCAGGCCCCGUCCCCCACCUUGUCCCUUUUCUAACAAACUCCUUAGCGUGUUGGAA